AUCACUCGUCAUCUCGGAGCUGGACAGAUCAGUCAAGAUUGUUUGUGGCCGCUAGCAGAAGGCGAGUUGGAAGUGUUACUACCAUGGCUGCUGAGAAGCCCUUCGUCAAGAUAGCUGCUGGCGAGUGGAUUCCCUACUCCAAGAUCAUCAUGAAGGAAGACGGAGAAAUCAAGAUUGAAGGACCAAUGGGCCACUUGCUUGAAAUCUUUACCAAGUUGCUUGAUUUUGAGUACCAGCUACUGCCUGCCCCGGGUAACUUGUGGGGUGGACCACUGCCCAAUGGGUCCUGGACGGGCAUGUUGGGUAUGUUGCAACGACAGGAGGUGGAGCUGGCCAUCGCGCCGUUUUUCGUGACAGAUCAGAGAGAGAUGGUGUGUGACUUCUCAGAUCCUGUGUACAUUGACCACCAGUCCAUUCUUAUGGUUAGACCGCAGAUACAGAGUGAUUUAUCUGGCUUUUUCAAACCUUUCACCUCCCAGGUGUGGAUAUUGGUACUGAUGAGUCUUGUGUUGGUCAUUGCGGCGAUGAACAGUGUAGUAAGGUGUGAGGCUAGAAUUUUCCACAUCCAGCACACCUCCACCUGCUCUAAGAUCACUUUGUGGGUCAUCAAGGCUCUCAGCCAAGAGAGCUCUGAGUGGCUGCCCAAGAAGGACGGAGGCCGUCUCAUUGUGACCACGUGGCUCCUGGCCUCCUUAGUGUUCAUGUCCUCCUACAGCGGCAUCCUGACGGCCAUGUUGACGGUGCCUCGGGUCACCAUCCCCAUAGACUCCUUGGAAGAUCUGGUGUCUCAGACUGACUUGCCCUGGCGCUUGGAGGCUGCUUCUAUGAUGUACUCUUUUUUCGAGGAGUCAGAGGAAGAUAUCGGUAGAAAGGUGUUCGCUGAGAAGGUCGGAACCUUCCAGGACUGCUGGGCGGCGCGUCAGAAUAUUGCCAGCGGGGAGUUCGCUGCCAUCUGUGACAGCACCACUAUGAUGAAAGCCAUGUCCUGGGACUUUAGCACGACUGGCAGGUGUCAUCUGUACAUCUCUCGGGAGAAAGCUUACAGCAACGGGAUUCUCUCUAUCGCCUUCAAGACCAAGUCCAGAUACUUGUCUCAGGUGAACAAGAUUCUCGCUCACCUCAAGGAGACAGGCCACCUAGGCAAGUGGCUUGGAGAGCAGAUCACCAAUACGUCCGUCUGUCUCAAGCCUCCUUCAGCAGACAUUGGCGAUGGUAUUUCACCUCUGAAUCUUCAAGCUUUUGCCGGGCCAUUCUUAGUCCUGUUAGUCGGUGUGGGAGUGGCUUUGCUAGCCUUCAUAGGUGAACAUCUCCUCAACAGCUGUUAUAAGGACAGGCUGGACCAGCAUGAGUCAGGCGAGAUGCGUUAAAUGGGAGCAUCACCCCCACCUACCUGACCAUCACCACCACCUAUCUGGCCAUCACCUCACCUGCCUGGUAGUCACCUCCACCUACCUGGAUAUCACCUCCACCUACCUGGUCAUCACCUCCACCUAACUGGCCAUAACUUCAACCUACCUGGCCAUCACCACCACUUACAUGGCCAUCGCAUCCACCAACCUGGAUAUCACCACAACACACCGGCUACAUCAUGUUAUGUACAGCAUAUUUAGUUUGCAUGUCGUUCUUUUGUAUUUCGUUAUUAAGCUGGAAACAUGUAGUUUGUUUUUGAGUGUUAGCUCACAGCCUACGUCCGUGACUAUACCAUAAGUUACACAACAUCAACUACACUACCUCAUUAGGCGGGUGUCGGCCCCUUCCAGGGCUAAA
Molecule: messenger RNA, 1767 nt
Organism: Homarus americanus (American lobster)
Lineage: Eukaryota; Metazoa; Arthropoda; Malacostraca; Decapoda; Nephropidae
Product: glutamate receptor-like
Exons: 11
Coding region: 84-1367 (427 amino acids)
Cellular component (GO): membrane
Molecular function (GO): glutamate-gated receptor activity
Source: RefSeq, a predicted model, not a curated record